Cladophialophora immunda is the source of this 2655-nucleotide messenger RNA. RefSeq lists its product as uncharacterized. Gene Ontology annotation, cellular component: membrane. Lineage: Eukaryota; Fungi; Ascomycota; Eurotiomycetes; Chaetothyriales; Herpotrichiellaceae. The record is from RefSeq and is a predicted model, not a curated record. Bases 430 to 2154 code for a protein of 574 amino acids. The transcript has a single exon.
CCUAAGGACCUACUAAUAAAGAAUGAGGGCUGCUGAUUGAUCGAGAGACCGGUGAUGCACAUCCCGCCAGUGCCUGGCCAUUCUCUCUUCUCAUUCCUCAUCACGCCCUAAUUUCUGCCUUUUCUUUCUGGCUACCUCCAUCAUUGCAAUUGUUGUGUGAUUUUGUUUGAAUGCAUUUCCUCUGUGCCUCUUCUAUCUAAACCAGAAUACAUUCCCUUCCAUCGGUAGCUUGACAGCGUCUUCUUCCUGUCCUUCCGUAUAGAUUCCUCCGUCAUUGGAAUCUCGGUCAGCAUUUUAUUCUUCCGUCAGGCCUUCGCCCGCCGUAUCUUUUUUCCCCUUCUCUUUGUGACUUAUCAAGUCGACUUGUUUCCCUCUCCUUGCACGACUGAACGCAUCAUCCGGAGUCAUUGGGAUGGCGCAUAUUAGACCAUGUCCAUGAGCAGUGCGUCCACCCACGAUGGAUCUGAUCCAGCGUCCCCUUCUUCCAGCGACACCACCGUCGUAGCGUCUCCCUCAUCGUCCAAGUCGAUUCCUCCCCCGAUCUCAGCAGCGGGCCAUAGAUCCUCCUACCUUGACGUCCCAUCCUUCCGGCCGUCGCUGGACAGCACGUACUCAGAGCUCUCCGAGCUGUCGUUCCAUUCGAAUGAACUUCAAGCCGUCCAUCCCCUCGUCCGCAGCAUAUCUCGAGAUGGCGCCCCGUCGAUGUCGGCCGAUCCUCCUCCACAGUCCCGCCUCAGAGCUGCCUGGGAUUCCUUCUACGUGACGAACUAUGGUGCCUUGUUGGUGCUUGCGUCUCAAGCCUUCGGUGUCGGCAUGAACAUCAGUACCCGACUCCUUGAGACCCCAGGCUCACAUGGCGAACCCAUGCACCCGUUCCAGAUCCUCUUCGCUCGACAGUCCAUCACUGCCCUCAUCUGCACCACGUACGGCAUCUACUUCAAGACAACUCCAUAUUUUCCCUUUGGCCCCCGUGGUGUGCGCUGGCUACUUGUCUUACGCGGUAUUGCUGGGUUCUUCGGAGUAUUUGGAUUAUACUUUAGCCUGCUGUACUUACCGUUGAGCGAGGCAACGGUGCUGGGGUUUCUAUCGCCGAUCCUUACCUGCUAUCUCUGCAGUCUCAUCAUGCCGGGAGAAAUCUUCACCAUGCAGCAGCAAAUUGCCGGCUUCGUCAGUCUUAUCGGCGUCCUGUUUAUUGCCCGACCAGCCACGCUCUUCUCGAGCUCAACCCAGCCUUCUGACGCCCUGGUGAGUCCUCCAGUCAACUCCACUGUGACUCCCGAGACUGGUCAACACAUCACCUCCGAGCAACAUCUGGCAGCAGUUGGCAUUGCCAUGAUUGGCGUCGUUGGUGGCGUUGGAGCACUCACUGCGAUUCGCGUCAUUGGCACCAGGGCUCACGCCUUCAUCAGUAUCAAUUACUUUAGCGUAUGGUGUAGCGUCGUCUCGCUGGUAUGCCUAAUGGUCUUCCCUGACGUCAAGUUCCGGCUGCCGGGCAAUCUCACCGAGUGGAGUCUGCUGGCCAGCCUGGGUCUCUGCGGCUUUGUGAUGCAGUUUCUCCUGACGGCCGGCCUAGCAUACGGUGGGCCGUGUGAGCCGUCCGGUCAGAGUGGCAACAAAAAUCAACCGGCACAAUUGAUCAGGGAUCUCGAAAGCACCGGUACAGCCCACCUGGAAAACCCCGUGGGCGGUGGUAAUGGUGGCCGUUUGGGGAAGCCCAGGCCCAAACCAUCCGGGACGCGUGCGACGGCCAUGUGCUACACGCAGAUGCUCUUCGCGCUGGCUGGCGACAAGCUGGUCUUUGGCGUCACCCCGGACACGAUGAGCUGGAUUGGCAGCGUGCUGAUUCUUGCGGGAGCAGUGUGGGUGGCUGCUGCCCGAGACUCGGCCACCAAGGCGAAGUCGAAUGGCCAUGAAGCCCGUGCAAGGGCCACAGGCACUCCGUCUGGAUUGGAAGUGCUGAGAGAGCAUGCACGGUCCAAGGAAGGGGCAACCCACGAAGAGGCUGUUGGCUUGAUGAGUAGCCGCCGGGACGGAAACGAGAGAGACGAAUCUGACGAUGAUGACAACGACACCAUUGACGCCGAACACCAAAAUGAACACGGCAAGGCGCUUGAAAGCAUGGAAAUGCAUGAAUUGCGCCCAGACACCAGCUGAUGCUUGGAAGGGUUAUAAGAGAAACCAUGGCGACAAUAGAAAGCUUCUUUCCCCAAAAAAAACCAGGAGUCGGGGAUACAACGAAGGACAUGGGUCUCAGGGUGGCCAAAAAGGGGGAGUGGGCAGUAUACAGGUAAUUCGACGGGCACUUUGGUGGCGAGAAGGCCAAACUGGCGUUUCUGGACUAUCUUUUGGCCGGCAAGACCCAUGGGAAUGGACUAAAUAUUGACGAGAGAACUCACACAGCCUCUACGCUUGUAGGUACAUGUAGCAUUGUAGGUAUGCAGCUCAAGCAGGAAGCACAGAACGGCAGUAUCAGGUGUCCCCGGGGUCCCCCAGGGGGGAGUAUGAAUAAACAGACGUCUGUCCAUGGCUCGAGCAUUCCGUAUCUAAGAUACCUGCUGUAGUUCAGUGCAGUGUAGUCUAUGUAGGAAUAUAGGUGCAGUUUACGACGACCUGGAAGGUUGAAGAUGCAAGGCUGAAUAUUAUCCUCGAGUCAGC